Molecule: messenger RNA, 3793 nt
Organism: Dromiciops gliroides (monito del monte)
Lineage: Eukaryota; Metazoa; Chordata; Mammalia; Microbiotheria; Microbiotheriidae
Gene: PPP2R2B
Product: protein phosphatase 2 regulatory subunit Bbeta
Exons: 10
Coding region: 711-2075 (454 amino acids)
Biological process (GO): peptidyl-serine dephosphorylation
Cellular component (GO): protein phosphatase type 2A complex; cytosol
Molecular function (GO): protein binding; protein phosphatase regulator activity
Source: RefSeq, a predicted model, not a curated record
CAGUGUUAGUCCCCUGUCACUGAUUCCUCAACCCUGUUAUGUUCUGGUUCACCUAAGUGAUAAAUGGCCCCUUUGUUCUGCUUUUGGUAUUAAAAAGAAGAAGAACAAGAACAAGAAGAAAGAAUCAGAUCUAGAUUAAGCAGGGACAGAGACCCAUUUCAUUGCACAGUACUUUAAUAUUCCUGAGAUCCCUGGCAUGACAGGGCGACUCCUCUUAGCAGCAGUCUCUCCCCGGAGCAGGGCUCUGUGCUGCCUUUGUUUCAUCUGAUCUUCUAGCUGAAUAAGAGAUGGUCAUUUAUCCUCAGUGCUCCCGUAUCCUGCUGGAUUUCUAUUUCAGAAAGAGAAACUGACCAGGAGAAGGAAAAAGGUGGAAGCUGAUUUGGACAGUGUUGUUCAGUGUGUGUUUACAGGCAGGACUGACUUACUCAGCAAAUCCUGCUCUGAUGAGCUCCAGCCAAUGAAGUGCUUAUAUCCUGGCUUGCUUGGGGGCUUCUGAGUUUGAGCUGCAUGCAGAAAUGUAAGCAGCUCUUCCUGGUGCUGAUGGCAAAAUGGGGUCCACUGCCAGUUCUUCCUCAGGCUUCCUGGCUUUGCAGAUCUGGGAGAGAUCCUACAUAAACCUAUCGGUGAUGUAGCCUGCCUGGAAAGCCAAAAGAAUCCUCAUGGAUUCAGGAAACUGGUUUUUGAUUUAGAAUUAUUUUUUUUUCUGGAAGAUGAAAUGCUUUUCUCGUUACCUGCCUUACAUCUUCCGACCUCCGAACACCAUCCUCUCUUCCAGCUGCCACACAGAAGGUUUCUCCACUCUUUUGGAAUGUUCUGACAUUAUCUCUACGGUAGAAUUCAACCACACAGGAGAAUUACUAGCGACAGGGGACAAGGGGGGUCGGGUUGUAAUAUUUCAACGAGAGCAGGAGAGUAAAAAUCAGCUUCAUCGAAGGGGUGAAUACAAUGUUUACAGCACAUUCCAGAGCCAUGAGCCCGAAUUCGAUUACCUGAAGAGUUUAGAGAUUGAAGAAAAGAUUAAUAAGAUCAGAUGGCUUCCACAGCAGAAUGCAGCCUACUUUCUCCUUUCCACUAAUGAUAAAACUGUGAAGCUCUGGAAAGUCAGUGAGAGAGAUAAGAGACCAGAAGGCUACAAUCUGAAAGAUGAAGAUGGCCGGCUCCGGGAUCCUGCCACCAUUACCACACUGCGGGUUCCUGUGCUGAGACCCAUGGACUUGAUGGUGGAGGCCACACCCAGAAGAGUAUUUGCCAAUGCACACACAUAUCACAUCAACUCCAUAUCAGUCAACAGUGAUUAUGAGACCUACAUGUCAGCAGAUGACCUGCGGAUAAACUUAUGGAACUUUGAAAUAACCAAUCAAAGUUUUAAUAUCGUGGACAUUAAGCCAGCCAACAUGGAGGAACUCACAGAGGUCAUUACGGCGGCAGAAUUCCACCCACUCCACUGCAACACCUUUGUAUACAGCAGCAGUAAAGGGACAAUCCGGCUGUGUGACAUGAGGGCAUCAGCCCUUUGUGACAGGCACACAAAAUUUUUUGAGGAGCCAGAAGAUCCAAGCAACAGGUCAUUUUUUUCUGAAAUCAUCUCUUCAAUUUCUGAUGUGAAGUUCAGUCACAGCGGAAGGUACAUUAUGACCAGGGAUUAUCUGACGGUCAAAGUCUGGGACCUCAACAUGGAAAAUCGGCCUAUUGAGACUUACCAGGUUCAUGACUACCUCCGCAGCAAGUUGUGUUCUCUCUAUGAAAAUGAUUGCAUUUUUGAUAAAUUUGAAUGUGUGUGGAAUGGGUCAGACAGUGUCAUCAUGACCGGCUCCUACAACAACUUCUUCAGGAUGUUUGACCGCAAUACCAAGCGUGAUGUCACCCUGGAGGCUUCCAGGGAAAACAGCAAGCCCAGGGCCAUCUUGAAACCCCGAAAAGUGUGUGUAGGUGGCAAACGGAGAAAAGAUGAGAUCAGUGUGGACAGUCUGGACUUUAGCAAAAAGAUCUUACAUACAGCUUGGCAUCCUUCAGAAAAUAUUAUAGCAGUGGCGGCUACAAAUAACCUAUAUAUAUUCCAGGACAAGGUUAACUAGGAGGACAAGUUAUACUUAAUAAGCUCACAUACUGAAUACUAGUCAAACAAGUUUUUAAAUGUUUCUUUGGGUUUUCAUUUUAUUCAUUGACUUUAAUUUUCCUAUGCAGGAAACAAUUGGAAUAGAAGAAAAACAGUCCAAAGGCCCCCAGCUCCCCCAAUUUUAAGAAACUGUUGGCAAAUCCAACAAAUAGGUUCAGAAUACUUUUGUUUAGAAUCGAGAGCUGCCAGGUAACCAGAACCCUUCCAUAGUUGACUUGAAUUUCUGAUGCUUUUAUUACCCAGUUCUCUCUGGUGAGUCCAGUGUUUUGUUUCUAGGUGUCUGAUGAGGUGAAAUGAGAUUGUCUGUAGUAUUUAAGGGGGGAGGGGGAAGAUAAGAUUUUUUUUUUAAUUAAGCAAUUCCAUUUGAUUGAAAAAUAAACACUGUUUACUCUACUUUUGGAUAAAAAUCUGUUUGCUUCCUGGAAAACCAGAAUUGCUUUUCCCCUUCAUUUUAAAAAAUUCUUUUUGUCGUUGUUGUUGCUGCUGUUCCAAAUAAUUUUUUUUUACCUCUUAUGAAGCUGUAAGGGCAGAAAUCCAGAGCCAAGGUUAGUCUGGUUAAAAGUUGUAUGCACACCACAGCUUGCUACAUUUCUUUGUUAAAAUCCCAGGCAGAGAAUUUGGCUCUAGACACGCUUUGGGGUUUGGGUUAAGAAAACACUUAAACAGAGCUUCUAAAAGUCUGCCAUCACCAAUUUAGAUGGGCCUAGACUCCUUUCUCUGUUUUCUUUCAUUUUACUUUUCUCUUUGUUUGCCUCUUUAAGUAUUUAUUUAUUUAUUUCCUUAGUUAUUCAUUUAAUGAAAGCCUAAAAGACUGAAGAGGUUGUUACUUAUAUUUUGACAUUCCAAAUGAGGGAGCACCCUUUACCAGAGCCCUCCAAAUUGGAAACAGACACCCAGGAAUCCCUCUCAUUCCUUUUUUCCCCUCUCCUCCUCUCCCCCCACCCCCCACCACAUUAUCGCCAACAGGGUAACAAAGCCCAGUUCCAUUAUUGCUGGAACAAUAUUAAUCACUUUUUAAAUUCCAUUUUCUGAAAGCUAAUUGGAAUUUGCAACAACCCCAAAGCUCACCCUUUUUGUUUCCAAGGUGAAAACCCACGAGGUUGGGCAACUUCUCCUAGUGUGGAAAUUGUGCAUGAAAGGAACAAAUCAUCUGUGAGAGCCACUAGAACCUGCUGAGGCUCAGUCUAAUCCCUCAAUGCCUCCUCCCCAAUUGGGGUUUCUGACGUGUGACACUUCCUGAGAAAUGCCACUGAUAUUCCCCCUAAAGUACCUCAGGGAGUAAGACUCAAUGAAUUCAAAGGAUUUCUGGCUUCUGGGAGAAUUCCCACAAACCAGGGCCUGGAUUUCACAUCUUAGUAGCUGCAGUUUUUGCUCAGGUGCUGGCCACUCACUCAACCUUUCAUAGCCCAUCUAACCUGCCACUUGAGGAAAGACAGGUGGCUCAGGACAAAGCUCAUGGGCUGCCAUCUUUAAAGGCGGGGUUUCCUUGGUUUGUGGCUUUAUAUAGAGCCAGAACAUCAUCACUUUCAGGGUUGACAUUGGAGGCCAUGUGCCAGGGCUGGGGAAGAAGGGGAAUUAGCAGGAGUCCAUCCUAUUUUCCCAGCGUCUUUUUGUUUUCCCUUGUAUCAAAAGCCUGUUCUGUAACACCCCAAGUAAAAUUCUCAGUUGUCCUCUUGA